AGAGGAAGUGCAGCACUGAGAGAGCUCCCUCCUCCUCCAUCACAGCCCAGUCCAAUCCCAGCUCUACCCCAGCAAGCUCACAGAGAGGGCUGUGAGAGCACAUGAUGGCAGGGAAUUAAAAGCUCUGUUUGCAGUGCACCCCCUGACACCCUACUUCAAACCCACUGCUCCCUUGGGCACACACUGGGCAGCCUGGACCAGCCUGGGCAUGGAGGACCAGUUAAACGAUCGGGCCCAGUUGCCCAGAAAUAUGAUUGAAAAUAGCAUGUUCGAAGAAGAGCCUGAUGUGGUUGACUUGGCCAAGGAACCCAGCAUAAAUCCAUUAGAAUCAGAGGAAGCAGAAUAUGAACCGAGAAGCUCGCGAUUACUGGUUCGUGGUUUGGGGGAACAUGAUUUGGACGAAGACGAAGAGGAUUACGAAUCCUCAGCAAAACUGUUGGGCAUGUCAUUCAUGAACAGGAGUUCAGGACUCCGAAACAAUGGGUCAAACUUCCGACAAGUUCAAGAUGGAUUAUGUCCUGUGCCUUCUGUAAGGACUGUUAUUGUGUGCGUGGUGAUCGUUAUAAUUGCAAUUGCUGUAGUUACAGUGGUUUACUUGCUACCCAAGUGUACUUUUACCAAAGAAGGCUGCCAUGCAAAAACCCAUCCAAUGGAACUUGUCUAUCCCAUCGCCACUAAUGGAAAAAUGUUCCCAUGGGUGAAAAGUAGACUGCCGCAUUCUGUCCAGCCAAUACAAUACGACAUUACUUUGCACACAAACCUGUCAAACUUGGCAUUUACUGGCGCUGUUCUCAUAAAGCUAAACAUCGUUGAAAACACCAAGAAUAUUAUACUCCAUAGUUCUGGUCUUCAGAUCACAAAGACAAGCGUAACUUUAGCUGGGAAAUUGUUGGAAAAAGUUGAGGUUCUUGAAUAUCCGAAGGCUGAACAGAUUGCUGUUGUUUUGCCUGAAAUUGUUACAAAAGGGAAAGAGUGCGUUCUCGCUAUGGAAUAUAUUUCAAAUUUUUCCAAUACUUACUAUGGCCUUUAUAAAGUUUCUUACAAAGAAGACAAGGAUGCAAGCUGGCUUGCCGCGACGCAGUUUGAGCCCCUUGCAGCAAGAAAAGCGUUCCCUUGUUUUGAUGAACCAGCAUUUAAAUCUGCAUUCCAGAUCCGGAUCAGAAGAAGCGAAGAACACAUUUCUCUUUCAAACAUGCCGAAGACCAAUACCACCAAAAUCUCGGACGGUCUCUUUCAAGAUGAAUUUGCCACAAGCGUCAGUAUGAGUACCUACCUGGUUGCCUUUGUUGUAGCUGAAAUGAAGAAUAUUUCUAAAGAAUUAAAUGAAACGAUGGUGUCUGUCUAUGCAAUACCACAGAAAAUGGAUCAAGUGCAGUUCGCACUGGAUGCAGCCACGAAGUUCUUGCAAUUCUAUCAGGAUUACUUUUCAUUUAGCUAUCCUCUCAAGAAGCUAGAUUUGGUUGCUAUCCCUGACUUCCAAGCAGGUGCAAUGGAGAAUUGGGGGCUCAUUACCUUUCGGGAAACAGAUCUUCUCUACAAUGAAAACACUUCAUCAAUUAUGGAUAAACAAUUAAUUGCUCUGGUGAUUGCGCAUGAAUUGGCUCAUCAGUGGUUUGGGAAUCUUGUGACCAUGGAGUGGUGGAAUGAUCUCUGGCUGAAUGAAGGAUUUGCAACUUAUAUGGAACACGUGUCCUUGUGGAAAGUCUACCCAGAGCUGAAUGCUGAUGACCUCUUCCUGACGCAACGUUUCAAGGCCAUGCAAAAGGAUUCAUUAACUUCGUCUCAUCCUAUAUCUACAGAUGUUCAGUCUCCGGAACAAGUUGAGGAAAUGUUUGACGACCUUUCUUAUAUUAAGGGUGCAGCUGUUUUGUUAAUGCUAAAUAACUUUCUCUCGGAGGAUGUUUUUCACACUUGCUUAAAAGAUUAUUUGAAGAUGCACAAAUAUGGCUCCACAACGAGUGAUGGUUUGUGGGAAAGUAUGAAUAUGAUCACUAAAUCAAACCCAGAUGUGAAAAUUUUGAUGGAGUCCUGGACCCGGCAGGCUGGCUACCCUCUCGUGACUGUUCAGAAAAAAGGAAAAGAGAUCCUUCUCAGCCAGGAGCGAUUUCUGCAAUUGAGCAACAACACAUUAAAUAUCAGCACUGUGUGGAACGUUCCUCUCUCCUAUAUCACCAGCAACUCUAAUGGAAGCAGUUAUACCUACCUACUAAACCAAACAGCAGGGAAAAUAAUUAUACCAAGUGAAGAAUCUUGGGUAAAAUUCAAUGUUCGAAUGACUGGAUACUAUUUAGUCGACUAUGGUAAAGAAGGCUGGAUUGCACUGAUUAGACAACUUCACGAUAAUCACACCGUUCUCUCUCCAGACGACCGAGCAAAUCUAAUCCAUGACAUAUUCUUAAUUGGGGGGGUGGGGAAAGUCGGCUUAUCAAACGCUUUUGAUCUAAUAUCAUAUAUUGUAAACGAAACCGAUGUUGUUCCCAUUAAAGAAGUGCUACAUCAACUUCAUCACAUCCAUGCGAUCUUAGACAAACGUUCGGAGAUGGAAUUGGCUAACAAAGUAAUGCAACGUGGUUUGAGCUUAUUGAAGGCCAGAAUUGAUAGUCAGACCUGGAGUGAUGAAGGAAGUUUACCCCAACGAGAGCUGAGAUCCACCCUUCUCGAUUUUGCUUGUUCUUAUGGUGAUAAAGAGUGUAUAAUUGUUGCUACAAAGCUUUUUAACCAGUGGAAGAACAAUGGAACACAACUUCCCACGGAUGUAAUGAAAGUUGUGUUUAAAAUUGGUGCACACACAGAUGAAGGCUGGGCGUACCUCUUACAGGUAUACAUGUCUUCCUCGUACGCAGCAGAAAAGUUGAAAAUCCUUGAAGCACUUUCAAGCACAGAUAAUGCCAAGAAGUUAAUUUGGUUAAUGCAGGAGUCCCUCCGAGGACAGAUGAUAAAGUCUCAGGAUCUACAAACGGUCAUUGCUUAUAUCUCUAGGAAUGUACCUGGCUUCUUAGUAGCAUGGAACUUCGUGAAACAGAACUGGAAUGAAAUCACUCAGAAAUUCCAGCCUGGAUCAUUUCCCAUACAGACAAUUGUCGCCAAGACCACGUUCAAGUUUUCUACAGAAGCCUAUUUAAAUGAGGUCACAGCUUUCUUUGCAUCGACAAAGGGCAAGAGUAAAGAUAUGUGGUGCGUUAAAGAAGCCAUUGAAAACAUUAAGGUGAACAUCCAAUGGAUUGAGAAGAACCUAGACGACUUAAAAAAAUGGUUGUAGCAUUCAACAAGUCAACAUGCCCACAGUGAAACUGUUGGAGAUUCGUUUUUUUUCCUCCUUUCUUUCUGCAAAACGUGAAGACAAACAAGGAAAUCACUGCAACAUUGUGUGCACUACAAGAAGGUUUUCGAUGGCUCAGGGCGACCACAACAAAAAAAAAUGUUUUUUUUUCUCUUUUGCACGAGUGCUUGUUGGAGUGAAGAGCGUGGUGAGAGAAUGUAUUUAUUACGGUGUAGUAGAUACCAUGUUGCCUCUCUUGGCUGUGCAUUGCGGUAUACAUGGCUGGAAAUAUUAAGCAAUUUCUCUAUGACCACUGUGUUCAAAUUCCCAGUUUGAAAAGAUUUAUAUGCAACUACUACUGGUAGCACAUUUUGUCACAAACGCUGCUGAAAGUCCUUAUGGGUAGCUUCUAAAACUGUGUAAAUAAUAGUUACAGCCAUAUUCAUUAUGAAUAAUGUUUUUGUGCCAGUUUGUUAUAUUAAAGGUAUAUGAAGAGGUAACAUUUUAGGGUGACUGUCCGAAAGGUAUGGGGGGGGGGGGGGGGAUUU
Messenger RNA from Pelobates fuscus (common spadefoot toad), 3807 nucleotides. RefSeq names its product leucyl and cystinyl aminopeptidase (gene LNPEP). Bases 209 to 3259 code for a protein of 1016 amino acids. The record is from RefSeq and is a predicted model, not a curated record. Gene Ontology annotation, molecular function: metalloaminopeptidase activity; peptide binding; zinc ion binding. The transcript is spliced from 18 exons. Lineage: Eukaryota; Metazoa; Chordata; Amphibia; Anura; Pelobatidae. Gene Ontology annotation, biological process: proteolysis; peptide catabolic process; regulation of blood pressure. Gene Ontology annotation, cellular component: plasma membrane; cytoplasm.